Molecule: messenger RNA, 10623 nt
Organism: Hyla sarda
Lineage: Eukaryota; Metazoa; Chordata; Amphibia; Anura; Hylidae
Gene: ZBTB41
Product: zinc finger and BTB domain containing 41
Exons: 10
Coding region: 477-2984 (835 amino acids)
Biological process (GO): regulation of transcription by RNA polymerase II
Cellular component (GO): nucleus
Molecular function (GO): RNA polymerase II transcription regulatory region sequence-specific DNA binding; DNA-binding transcription factor activity, RNA polymerase II-specific; protein binding
Source: RefSeq, a predicted model, not a curated record
AUACCAUAAUACUUUCAUUGUAACUACGUCAUCCAUUUGUUACCAUGACAAAACCUUGAGGACAAUUGGACUUCGGAAACAUGGCGGCGCCGCUGAGCGGAAGUGACGUUUCCGGAAGUGUUUUCUCUGCUAUCGGCUAGUCUGUGCGUCUGGGAUGACUCGGCUGCAGUUUGAAUCUCUUGCGGUCGCUUCUGAGGGGGUCAUGUGAUGCGGAGGUUCCGUUAAUAUGACGUACAGGGAUUUAUAUACGUGCGGUACCGUCAGGUGUGAACGGUGACAAGAUAGCUGGCAUCUUUUACAUUUAGCGGGUGCAAUGGACCCGGGUUCUACAAUGUAAGGGCGGACCUGUCUGCUGGCCUAUUCCAGCUCUGAGCUCUGUUAUACCUUAUGGGUUUUAAAGGAUUUAAGACACAUUUUAACCACUUGCUGGAAGCCUAAAUUUUAAGCAUUUUUAACAUUUAUUUAUAUUUUUAACAAUGAAGAAAAGGAGAAAAUUGGGUCCAAAAAACAUUAACUUACCAGAAGCGAACGAAAAGGAGCCGGCGACUGAAGAUGACACAUGUAUCCAUGGCGAUCCAGAUAUUUAUGGUGUCUCCAAUGGGCGCAGAGUCCUGACGUCUCUUCACUACAACAAGAACCUCCUGAAAUAUCUGAACGACGACCGCCAGCGUCCUGGCUCAUUCUGCGACCUGGUCAUCGUGGUUGAGGGGAAGGAGUUUCCGGUGCACAAGGUGGUGGUGGCGGUGGGGAGCAGCUAUUUCCAUGCCUGUCUGAGUAAGAACCCCGACACAGAGGCGGUGACUCUAGAACACGUUGGCAGUGCGGUUUUCCAACAUUUGCUUGACUUUCUGUACACAUCAGAGUUUUUGGUUUCGGAGGAAGAGAUCGGCGCCGUCUUAGAAGCGGCGAAGUUUCUUGAUAUCAUAGACGCCGUCAAGCUGUUGGCUCCCAAAGACGCCGAACAAUUACCUGCAGACGAAAACGCGGAGGGGAGCAAACCGGAACACAGUCAUAAGUGUCCUCUGUGCGAUCGAGUCUUCUGCUACAAAAAAUCCUUGGAGAACCACAUGGACCGAGCCCAUCAGUGCGGGGCGACAGAUGGUGAGGACCCUGACUCUUCCACCAGGAAGUCUGCCCGGCGGAGGAAGUGUCCGGCAAAGUUCGAAGAUCAAGAAGAAGAGGAGGAUGAGGAGGAAGAAGAAGAAAGUGACAGCUCAUCGAGUAGUGAAUCCUACAAAAGCAGUCAGGAUGCCUCCGAGUCUGAGGACUCCAGCAGCGAGGUGGAGGAAGGUGACCGGUCCGUGCAAGGAGAGAAUGGGGAGGAGGUAUCUGAAAGCAACCAGGGACCCAGCGAGGGCCUGGAUAAACCUGAAGACACCCAGGACAAUCCGGGUUCACUUGGGACCUUUCCCGAUGGUCUCGCCCCUGUCGUGUUAGAGAAAAGCAGCAAAAAGUAUUUAAAGUGCCCAAAGUGUGAAAAAGUAUUUGAUCGAGUAGGUAAAUACGAAAGUCACACUCGCGUCCACACGGGAGAGAAGCCGUUCGAGUGCGACAUCUGCAACAUGAGAUACUCCACCAAAUCCAACCUGACGGUGCACCGCAAGAGGCACAACAGUGACACAGAGCUGCCCAGGAAGGACCACAAGUGUCCGUUUUGCAGCAAGCUCCAUGCCAGUAGGAAGACCCUUGUUAAACACGUCAAGAGGUUCCACGCUGAAAAUGCACAAGAAUUUCUCACUAUCAAAAGAAUAAAGAGUGACGGAUGGAAAUGUGAUAUCUGCAAUAAAUCUUUCACACGGCGGCCCCAUUUACAGGAGCACAUGAUCCUCCAUUCACAGGACAAGCCAUUUAAAUGCACUUACUGCGAUGAACAGUUCAAAUCGCGCUUUAAAAGGCUGAAGCAUCAAGAAAAAUAUCACCUGGGUCCUUUCCCAUGUGACAUUUGUGGACGUCAGUUUAAUGACUCUGGAAAUCUAAAGCGUCACAUUGAGUAUACACACGGAGGGAAGAGGAAGUGGACCUGCUUCAUCUGUGGAAAAUCGGUAAGAGAAAGGACAACACUGAAGGAGCAUCUACGAAUUCACAGUGGGGAAAAGCCACACCUAUGCAGUAUUUGUGGGCAGAAUUUCCGUCAUGGUAGCUCGUACAGACUGCAUCUUCGUGUCCACCAUGAUGAUAAACGCUACGAGUGUGAUGAAUGUGGGAAGACGUUCAUCCGCCACGAUCACCUCACUAAACACAAAAAGAUACAUUCUGGAGAAAAAGCUCAUCAGUGUGAAGAAUGUGGGAAAUGUUUUGGUCGUCGUGACCAUCUGACUGUACAUUAUAAAAGUGUUCAUCUAGGAGAGAAGGUUUGGCAGAAGUACAAGGCCACAUUUCAUCAAUGCGAAGUAUGCAAGAAAGUCUUUAAAGGAAAAUCAAGUCUUGAAAUGCACUUCAGGACCCAUUCUGGCGAGAAGCCGUACAAAUGCCAGAUCUGCAACCAGUCAUUUCGCAUCAAAAAGACUCUGACUAAACAUUUAGUCAUACAUUCAGAUGCACGUCCCUUCAAUUGCCAGCACUGCAAUGCCACCUUCAAGCGGAAGGAUAAGCUCAAGUAUCACAUUGACCACGUUCACGGCUCUAAGGCAGAGGAGGAAGACGCAGCGCGAGAGGAGGCAAAGACCUACCCGGCCGCCUCCCAGAGUUCGGACGCUGAUAUAUGUGUCCCCAUCACGUUGGUCCCGGUUGAAAUGGGCGAAAAUGAGGCCGAACUGGAGACACAUGCUGGAUCUUCUGUGCUGGCCCAGCCCAAUGACUACCAGCGACCCCCUGACUUGGCGUUCUUGGAAAAAUACACACUUAACCCUCAGCCUGCGACUCUUUUACAUCCCGUCAGACCUGAACAAAUCAUGGAGACCAGAGAACAUUCAUAUUUGGGCACAUUGCUUGGGCUGGACCCUCAGCCGACUGUGCAAACUGUUUCCGGCGCUGAGCAUCGCUGACAUUGGGGAGACAUUCCACUUUCGUUAUGUAGAACGCAGCGGCUGCACUACAGGGGUUAAGGGCAGGCACCACCCUUGGGAAACACCUAAGGGUGUGUUCAGACAUGACAAUAUUUCUCUGGCACUGAUCCCGCCACAACUAUGCCGCAGCAGAAUCCACAUGGGCGGGUUUUGCUGCGCAUUUCAGCCCUAUACACUGCAGCAGAAUGAGCAUGACUGGAAUCCGCAUCAUUAUUGUUUUUCCACGUGGAUCGGUGGUCUCCAAACUGUGGACCUCCAGCUGUUGCAAAACUACAACGCCCAUCAUGCCCUGGCAACCUUUAGCUUCUCGGUCUUUAAACGAUGGGCCUCCAGCUGUUGCAAAACUACAAUCCCCAGUAUGCUAUUUCAAUUGUGUCUCAACCAGUGUGCCUCCAGCUGUUGCAAAACUACAACCCCCAGCAUGCCCGGACAGCCGUUGGCUGUCCGGGCAUGCUGGGAGUUGUAGUUUUACAACAGCUGGAGGUCCACAGUUUACAGGCCACAAUGCUACAUGCUGGUGAAGAUUUCGAAACCCCAUUCUUUAAUCUGCGCCACAAAUCCCAAUACGUCUGAACGCACCCAGACGCUGCGUUUAUCUACGUUGUUUAUUUAACUUGUUUUUACACUGCUGUACGAUGAAUUUUUCAGUUUUAUCUGUGCGAUCUGUGAAUGUUUGUAGAUGGGAGCAAGCAAGUUACUUUGAUCUCUAGACGGCUGUAGGAUAGCGCGGUUACCAUCCGUAACCGUUUCCUAUGCCACACCUUAUUUAUAGCGUAAUCAUAAAAAAAAAAAAAACUACUUCCUCAUACCAAAGAUUAAGUGUAAACCAGAUUUUUAAAUUUAAUUUUAGACCUAAUAAAUCAGUAUAUCAGGUAUAAAUGUUACUGUCCUUAAAAAGAAAAAAAAAAGUUCCUAAAAAAUUUCUUAACGGUAGGGUCACACGUAACUGACCCGGUGGUGACCCGACCCGUUUUGUGCCUCCAGCUGUUGCCACCCACCUGUUCCCCCACCUCUGGCCUGCUCGCAGCGGCAAUCCGCCGCCACGAGCAGCCACACAGGGGGCCUGUGAUUCGGCGAGUCCACUCAGACACAUGCGCAGUGCACUACGCUGCGGAUCCUUUACGUGUGACCCUACCCUAAAGGUUCGUUUUAUGCAAUUAGAAUGUGGUCACUUAAAGGGGUUAUCCAGGAAUAGAAAAAUAGAGUACUUUUUAAUUUUUUUCAAGAACAGUCCCACUCCUGUCCUCAGGUUGUGAGCGGUAUAACUAAGUGGCUCCAUUAAUUUCAAUGGAACGGUGCUGCAGUACUAUACACACAGGCAUGGUGCUGUUUUGGGAAGAAAUCGGCUCUGCUUUCCUAAUCCUGGAUAACUCUCUUUUAGUAUUGGCCCUUUGUGCUAGAGGUGGCUGUACACGUUGUCAUGUAAUGUGAUAGGUUUGUCAUAACUUCACGUGGUGACAUAUGCCGGGUUGCUGGAUUUCGACGUAUGUGAUCCUUUUAGUUUUCAGAGGAGAUAAGCCGCUGCCGGAGGAGUCUGGCAUUGACUUACUCCCCUCUCUUUAUUCAGAACACAUAUGCUUGGUUGGGCUGAGCUGAGUGUUUGUAUGGGGGCAGGUGGAAUAUCUGUCAGUCAAAUAUUCUAAACCACUAUGUCCCAACUAGUGUACCUCCAGCUGUUGCAAAACUACAACUCACAACAUUUUGCAACAGCUGGAGGCACACUCGAUGGGAAACGCUGCUCUAAAUAUAUGACAAAUUUAUUUAUGGGUUAAAUGAUUCUCCAAUCCCCCCAAUGUUUGAUAUCUCAGAGGAAAGAGAUUAAUAAUAAUGCUGGCCUUAAAAUAAAUCUGGUGGUAUACUCCUCAACAUGUGAUGUGAUCCGUCUAAUGUAUAUGGCUAGUUUUGCCCAAGAUAACAACCAAAGCCUUAUUUUUCACAUUUUGAGGCAAGCAAUAUCUCCCCAAAACUUUCUAGUUAUACUUGAGACUGGGGUAUAAAUUUUUUAUGUUUUUAUCUAAAUUGCUGCAUUUUCUUUCGUCCCUUGAUGUAAAGGGUGGGAAGCUGUUAAGAGAAAUUUCCUAAAAAGCUGAUUUCUUAAAAGAAAUUCAGGCUUGGGCUAUGUUCACACAGCGGAAAAUUUGCGGAAUGACCAGGAAAACAAAGGCAGACAUUUAGCAAAUGUGCAUGUUCUGCUGGCGCUAGGACCGCUCGCCAAUGCAUUUCCGAGCGGAAGCCACAGUCACAAUAAACAUUCAUUGUUUCUGUGCAUGCCGAAACCAGGAUUUCCGUGGCAGAUGUUUCCACCGUGGGAAUUCCGCCAUGUGCACAGUGCAGCAAAAUCCCAUUGAAAUCAGUAGGACUCUGCUGCAGUGGAUAUUCUGAGCUGUUCUGCCGUGUGAACAUGGCCUAACUCCAUACACAGGGAUUGUAUAGGCAUAAACAUGGCUGACUCAAAUAGUCAAGGCCCAUUCACACUACAGAUUCUCCACUUGCCGACACUUCCAUAGACAUGAAUGGAGGGGACGUGGUGUGACAUCACGAGGGGUCGUGGCCGUGACGUCACGACCACUAAAGCAGGAACACAGUGUUUGUAUAGAAUACUGGGUGCUGCGGGACAUCACAGGGGGCCCCAGCAGUGGGACCCCCGCGAUCAGACAUCCUUUGGAUAGGGGAUAAGAUGUCUAGCAGCAGAGUACCCCUUGGGGACACGGACAGUUUAUUUUUCCCCCUCCCCAAACUUCUAAAAGCCAUAUUUUUUCUUUCUUUCUCCAUCUUCAGAGCUGUAUUUCUUUCUUUCUUUUUUUUUUGUUUGCUGGACCAAUUGUACUCUGUAAUGGCACCUUGUAUUUUACCAUAAGGCUAAGUUCAUAUUCGCAUCAGAGGCACCGAUCGGGGUCACUACAGAAAAACGGAACUGGGUGGUCAGCUGCACAACUAAUGGCGUCCCCCUGGUGUUUGUUUUUAGCAGGAUUUGAGCAGACAAAAAAAAUUACUGCUGGAGUACACCUUUAAACUUGACCUCUUCUGACCCCUAUAACUUCUUUAUUUUUCCGUAUAUGGGGACGUAUACUUUUUUGCGCCAUGGUCUUAAGUUUUUAUGAUACUAUCUGUUUUGAUGGGACUUUUUGAUCAUUUUGUAUAAAAAAAAAAUUCUGGUAUUAGAAUUGACCAAAAUACACAAUAUUUGACUGUUUUUUUUUUUACGCCAUUGACCGUGUGGUUAAAUGAACAUUAUAUUUUAACAGUUUGGACAUUUAUGUGCGUGUAAAUACCACAUUAUAUAUAUUUUUUUGUUUACAUAAUUUUAUUUUAAAAACAGGAAAAGGGGGGUGAUUCAAACUUUUAUUCGGGAAGGAGUCAAAUCACAUGUAUUAACUUUUUUUUUAUUUUUCACACAAUUUUACUAUUUACUAUUACGUGCAAUCCUUGAAUUGCAUACACUUUUCAAUGCUAUGCUAUAUUGCUCCAGCCUGCAAUAGCUGGCUGCAGCAUAGAAGCGCUGAUCGAGCGUCAGGCCUCUGUCCGGACAGCUGAUUGGGUCAUCGCAAUUUCCGCGCGAUGGUCCCGAUCAGCUCCACUGAGCUGCUGGGAACAGAUUUCGGUACUUUUAGACACUGUGAUAAACUUUGAUUACGUUAAUGCCGGACAUCUCCUGAGCUUUCCUUAUACCCCUGCCAUGCCGCUGCGCUGUUUAUAAACGGCGUUCUGCGGCAAGGGGUUAAAAUAAAUCUGUCAGCAGCAUCACCUGCACUUGCUUAUAUAGGGUCAAAGGAGGAGAUUUAUCAAUAACCUGUGCUGAAUAAAAGUUGAUCAGUUGCCCAUAGCAACCAAUCAGAUCACUUCUUUCAUUUAUUCAGAUGCAUUUUUAAAAAGAAAGAAGUGAUCUGAUUGGUUGCUAUGGGUAACUGGUGGAAUCUUCAUCUGGUUCCAGGUUUUGAUGAAUCUCCUCCAUAGUGUGGGUGAGACUUUAACGCGCUUAACCUUUUUAAUAUCUUUCCAUUCCAGACAUGUAUAGAUAAACUCUAUUAUGCAAAUGAUCUUGGAGCACUGGGGGGGGUUCCCGGUCCCUUUGUGCACCGUUCUGGCCGCCUAGUUUGUCUCCUGCAGCACGUAGAAGGGAUGCAUGUGCGCUUGUGGUCCAGGGCUGCACAUGAUGAAGCGGACACAGCAGGGUGCUGAAGAGAAGAUGAAUACAGUGGUCCCUCAACAUACAAUGGUAAUCCGUUCCAAAUGGACCAUCGUUUGUUGAAACCAUCGUAUGUUGAGGGAUCCGUGCAAUGUAAAGUAUAGGACAGUGGUCUCCAACCUGCGGACCUCCCAGAUGUUGCAAAACUACAAAUCCCCGCAGUUUUGCAAAAUCUGGAAGUCCGCAGGUUGAAGACCACUGGUAUUGGAGGUUAUACUCACGUGUCCCCGCCGCUCCGGACCGUCACCGCUGCCCUGGAUGUCGCCUUCCAUCGCUGUUGCCGCGUCCCCAACGCUCCGGGAAGGUCUCUGCUGCCUGGGAACGUCUCUCUCCGUCGUUGCUACGCACGCCGCUCCUUAGAAUGACGGGGCGGCGACGUGAUGACGACUGAGAGCGCUGGCGAUGCAGGGGAUCCUGAGGAGUACACUACAGAGCCCCGAGGACACGUAAGUGAUCAUCAGUGGACCACAAGGGGCACCGUAAACGGCUUUGCGGUGGCAGCUGAAGCAGUCUGCGCUGCCGGAUAGCCGUUUAUGCGAUGGCCCCGACAUACAAAAGCAUCGCAUGUUGAUGCUGCCUUCAACAUGCGAUGGCCUCUGAGAGCCCAUCGUAUGUUGAAAUGAUCGUAGGUCACUGUAUUUAUAAUGGGGACUGUAUUAUAUGAUCCAGCCAGGUGAAUAGAACGGUGCACCAAGGGGCUGGGGACUCCCUCAGUGCUUCAAAUUAAUUAACAUUUUAGGAAUUUUCCGUCUAUCUCCGGAAUGUCAGAUUAUGAAACUCUAACCUGUGUUACCAUCUGCAUUAUCUGUUACCUUGUAUGAUCAGGUUAGUGCAGGUGAUGCUGCUGUUUGGUUCCCUUUAUACAGAUUCUGUGAAUGAAACUCCAACACGGAUGUUAACUGAGCCUAAUAAAAAAUUUAGGACUGUGAAAAAAAAAAAAAAAUUGUUGGUUUUUAACUCCUUAAUGACGCAGGAUGUAUAUUUACGUCCUGCGCGACUCCCGCGAUAUAAUCAUAUCGGGUCGGUCCCGGCGGCCAUCAACGCCUGGGACCCGUGGCAAAUACCGGACAUAACCGAUCGUGGUGAUGCCCAGUAUUAACCCUUCAAAGUUGAUCACCGCGUCUGAAGUGAAACCUUCCCAGCAGCUCAGUGGUGCUGUUCGAGACCGCCGUGGUGAAAUCGUGGCGUCCCGUACAGCUUGCAGGAUGCGAGGAGGAUCCCUACUGGCCUCCUCACUGUCCAAUCCCCGAAUGACUGCUCAGUGCCCGAGAUCCAGGCAGGAGCAGUUGAGCGGCAAUAACACUGAUCAAUGCCAGUGAUCAGUGUAGGAAAGCAGUGUGUGCAAUGUUAUAGUCCCGUGUCCCCCCCCCCCUCAAAAAAAAAGAAAUCUAAACAUAUGUGCUAUCGCCGUGUGCGUAAAUGUCCGAACUAUGAAAAUAUAUCAUUAAUUAAACCGCACGGUUAAUGGCGUACACGUUAAAAAAAAUUCCAAAGUCCAAAAUAGGGUUUUUUCGAUCACUUUUUAUACCAUAAAAAAAUAAAUAAAAAGCAAUCAAAAAGGUCGAUCAAAACAAAACUGGUAUCGAUAAAAACUUCAGAUCACAGCGCAAAAAAAUGAGCCCUCAUACAUCCCCGUAUGCGGAUAAAUAAAGUUGCAUGUAGUUAUGAUUUUUUCCAGAAGUACGACAAAAUUAAACCUAUAUAAGUAGGGGAUCAUUUUAACCAUAUGGAGCUACAGAAUGAAGAGAAGGUGUCAUUUUUACCGAAAAAUGCACUGCGCAGAAACGGAAGCCCCCAAAAGUUACAAAAUGGCGGGGUUUUUUUUCAAUUUUGUCGCACAAUCUUUUUUUUUUUUUUUGUUUCGCUGUAGAUUUUUGGGUAAAAUGACUAAUGUCACUGCAAAGUAGAAUUGGUGGCACAAAAAAAUAAUCCAUAAUAUGGAUUUUAAGGUGGAAAAUUUAAUUUUAAAGGGUUAUGAAUUUUAAAAGGUAAGGAAGAAAAAACAAAAAUGCAAAAACUGAAAAGUCCUUAAAGGGUUAAGCCAUAUUCUGUGUGGUAAAACCGACAUAUUCUUUUUAUUCUUCGGGCCAGUAUGACUACAACAAUUAUCCCCCCCAAAAAAUUAUUUGUAUUGCCAUAUUCUGCCCCCUAUAACUUUGUCUAUAUACAGGGUUGAAUGAGGGCUUGUUUUUUGUGCUGUGAUCUGUAGUUUUUUUUCCAUUUACAAUAUUUACUAUGUGGGUCUGUCUCCUGUCCUUUAUUGCAUUGCUCUGCACCUCAGUCACUGAUGUUUUUUUUUCUCUCCCUUUGGGGGGGGGGUUGGGGGGUGCCAAAUUCCUGUAUAUCUGUGUGCUGUUUUUAAAGGUGUUUGCCUCAGAUUGUAUCUUAUCAUCUUGGGAUGGCUUAUCUUUGUAAGGGUGCAUUCACCCCAUGUUUUGGCAAUACGGCAGCCAGAUACGGUAGGAGAAUUUUAAAACCGUCCGCUGCUCCAUUCACUUUACUGAGCCGGACAGAGUCAGAUAGUGACUCUGGUCGACUCAUUUUUGUACCGUAUCUGGUUUUGUUGCCAAACUGAAAACCAUGGUCUGCCGUGGGUUUUAUUCCGGCAACCAAAGCGGUUAAAAAAAUGAGCUGACUAGAGUCACUUGCUGACUCCGUCCGGCUCAUUGAAAUGAAUAGGGAGCGGCAGGGACAUGGCAUCGCCCGUUUUUUUUAAAUUCUCCCACCGUAUCCGGCUGCCGGAUUGUUAGAACAUGGUGUAAAUGCACCCUAAGUACCAUAGUGAGUGACUGAAGUAGUAGCUGAUCAUGCAGGCUCCCGCUUCAGUUACUAAGGGGGGACAAGGGACACCUGUUCUGCUCAGUGGGGGCCCCUGUAGUCAGAUCUCCCACUGAUCAUAAAACAGGGGUCCCUUGCCCCCCAGUGAAUGCCCCAGCAGUGUAUUUGCUUAGGCCAUUGCUCCAUUUACUCUGUAUGGCACUUGGUAGCUGUCAGAUGAUUCCCCACAGCAGUGUUUCCCAACCAGGGUGCCUCCAGCUGUUGCAAAACUACCGGGCAUUUUUGGCCUACAUUUUUUAAUGGAUAUGUAUUUAAAUCUAAGUGGUCAAGGGGUAAUCCUUUACUUUUUAUGCCCAAAGCCCAUAUAUUGCAGGUUAUUAAUAAACUCUGCUAUCUUUGUUCUUACAUUACAUUUUUGUUCAACAUUAAAUUUUUUUACAGUAGGUAUCACAAAGUUGUAUUUAUUUUGCCUAAAAACUUUACUACACCUGGAUACUAGGGGAGGGUUUAGCUGAUUUAUAUUGUCUACCUACAUAUUGUUGAACAUGUCUGUGUUAGGUCAUAUAAUGAAAGCAAUAGUGUAUAGAAAAAUGUGAAACAGACUCGAAAUUUACCAUGAAAAUUUUUAUGCAUUAAAUAAAAAUGUAAAAUAAU